Cladocopium goreaui is the source of this 5244-nucleotide messenger RNA. Lineage: Eukaryota; Dinophyceae; Suessiales; Symbiodiniaceae. The record is from the annotation of a GenBank genome assembly.
AUGUGGUUCCUGGGAGAGCUGCUUCAGAAUGGCAUGCCGAAUCUGAAGGAACUUGAUCUGGAGUACACCGAUGCUGGCAGCGUUGGUGCGGGAUAUUUAGCGGAUGCCCUCUUGGCAGGUAUCCCUCUGCGUCGCCUGGAGCUUUGCGGCUGCCGCGUGGGGGCGCAGGGGGCGCAGCGCUUGGCCGAAGCCUUGCGGAAUCCGCAAGGCUGCAGACUCACCCGUUUGGGCUUGCGUGGCAACGCCAUUGAGGACCAGGGUGUGACUGCACUGGCAAACAGCAUCCUCGAAGUCGGGGGCCGAUGUCAUGAAUUCGAGCGAAGUCAGCGCCUGACGGGCGCCCGUGCCACAAGCAAUGCCUCGGUGGCCUCCUUGCGGCGUGGCCCGUCAACGCUGGACAGUAAGGUCCCAGCCUUCCUGACUCAGCUGCAGGAGCUGGACGUCUCGAGCAAUCGCAUCGGCUUGUUCGGGGCGGAUGCCUUAGCAGCGGUGCUCACAGGAACAGCCAAGACGAGACUCACUUCACUGGACGUCUCUCGAAACUGUCUCGGGCGUCAGGGUGCAGCUGCGCUGGCUGCAGGCUUGGAUGAAGGAUGUCCGCUGCAACACCUCAAUGUGAGCAAUGCGAAGAUGGGCGAUGGAGGAGCAGAGGCGAUUGCCAAAGGCCUAAAUCGAGGUCCCAAAGCGAUCGUGUGGCUUCAGCUGCAGGAGAACCGCAUUGGCCUACGAGGCUUGCAGCUCUUGGUGGAGGCCUUGCCCAAGGUGCCAGGCCUACAACGCUUGGCUGCAAGUGGCAACUUGGCCUCCGACGAUUGGCCCUGCCACGUGCUGGAGAACUUGAUUUCGGCCAAUCGCGCAGGGAUCACCAAGCCCUCGGUGCAGCUGUUGAGUCCCUCCGGACGACGGUGGUUGGGCUAUCGCGUGGUGCACCAAAACACUAGCCCCUUGGAUCCCUUGGUGCUGGAGGACCAGCGUGCUGAAGGCUUCAGCCGCCUAGUGUCGUCGUUACGACGCGCCAGGCGCCAUGGCGGCGCAAGGGGGACAGAUCAUGGAAAAGGCAUGGCAAUCGACCAGGGCGGCGGACCAUGUGUGGGCCAACAGGUACUUUCCUUUGGUACCUUCGUUCCCCGGUUUCUGGUCGAUAGCUGCUUUCCGGAGCUAAACUUGGUCGGCAUGGUGAAAACCAAAUUUGUGACCCAGACUGACAUGAAGAUAGGCUUGAUUGGGGAUGAAGACACGGUAAAUGUGAGGAAAUGCUGCGAGAACCCUGAAGGAAAGAAGAACUUCUUGGUCGUUGACUCGAAGGUCCACAUUAAAGACAUUGAGGAACAGUUCCAUGACCUUACUGCGCGAAAAGAUAUCUCCAUGAUUCUGAUCACACAGGAUUGUGCCGAAAUGAUUCGAAGAGCCGUGGACGAGUUUGCCCACAGCGGGCAGAUGAUUCCCACCGUUCUGGAAAUCCCAUCCAAGGACACCCCAUACGACCCGCGAAAAGAUGGUGUCAUGCAGCGAGUGGCAUUCUUUAUGCCCAGUGCUAUGGCAUCUUUGGGGGCUUCGGCAGGGGUGAGAGAAAUCUUCUCAGCGUUGUCCAACUCGGAGGCCAGAUAUUUUGAUGAGGAGCGUUACUCCGAGUCGGAGCUUCGAAAAGCGCUGAACGACAGCAUCACCGAGCGGAAGAUCGAUGCCAUGAAGCGUCUCUUAGCGGCUGUCUCUGUGGGCCGCGAUGCCAGCGCGCUGUUCCCUGACGUGGUCAAGAACGUCUCCUUCCAGUCUCCUGAGCUGAAAAAAUUGAUCUACAUCUAUCUGGUCCAGUAUGCGGAAAACAACCGCGAGCUUGCGCUUCUGUCGAUCAACAGCUUCCAGAAGGACCUUUCAGAUCGAUCGCAGCAACUGCGUGCUUCAGCUCUGAGAGCCAUGGCAUCCAUCAAGGUGCUGGAGGUCAUUCAGCUGGUGAUGGCAGCGGUGCAGACAGCUGUUGGUGAUAGUUCCCCAUAUGUGCGAAAGACUGCGGCACAAUGCAUGAUCAAGGUGUAUGGUGUAGACGCAGAUCAGUUCCUCGAAUUGAGGAAACUUCUUCUGAAGUUGAUGAACGACGUGGAGGUGCAAGUGGUUGGGAGUGCUGUCAUGGCCUUUCGCCAGAUUUGCAUCGUGCUGCCGAAGGAUGCAGCAGAGGAGAAGCAAGGAGCAGAAACCACAGAGUCUUCAUGGAAUGCUCAGCAACUGGAGUUGCUACAUCCACUCUUCAGGCGCUUGGUGCAGGACAUGUUGCUGAUGGACUUUUGGGCGCAGCAAUGCUGCAUUGACCUGCUAAUGAGGUACUGCCGCCUGUUCUUCGCCAGCCCGGACAAGACGUCCCAGGAGGGAGAAGAAGGUGCAACGGGUGGUACCUCAGAGGACUUUCUGGCUUUCUUAAAGAAUCUAAAGCUGCUGCUGUUCUCAGCCAGCAAAGGUGUGACCUUGGCAGCAGCUGUAGCUCUUUGUUACUUGGCGCCUACAGAGGAGAUCAGUUGCGUGGCCAUGCCGCUGAUGCGGUGCUUGCGACAGGCAACACCAGAGGCAUCCAUCACUCUGCUCUCAGCUGUGGCGCCACUGGUGGAGGCUCGCCCGGAGCUCUUCAGAGCGAUGAUCCGUGAGUUCUUCAUACAGUCCUUUGACCCUCCAGAGAUGAAGCGCUUGAAGCUGAAGGUGAUCGAGAUGUUGGUUGAUGACACAAAUGUGCAAAUGGUCCUUAGGGAGCUGCAGGUCUACGUCUCAUGGCACUCGCAGCCGGACUUCGUGGCUCUCGCUGUGCGAAGCAUCGCGCAGGUGGCCUUGAAGAUGACCUCGGUGCUCCGCUGCCCUGCUGGGAUCAACGGGCCCACAACGGGAGGACCUGAUCUGUACUUGCUCAAAGCAAUUGUGGAUUCUCCCAGUGGUUUACCCAGCAUUUGCGGCGGCAUGAGAUCCCUGGAGCCGGCCUUCUCGGCCGCGCUGCGUCGCCUGCCUGGAGGAUGCUUUGCCAAGAUGCCGCGCUCGCAGGCCAUGAGCGCCGUCCCACCGCAGACGUCGCUGACCAACAUGUGCACGUACUUCCAUCCAUGGCCGAAGCAUAGGUCGAUGUUCAUCAUCUAUGGCAGUCGACGUGCAUCCAGCACUUCUCCCAUGGAAGAAAGCGCCAGCAAGGUGGGCGACAUGGAGAUCUCCAACUCCUUUAACUUGGAGAGCAUCUAUGGAGGGGGCAUGAAUGCUGCUGCUACAAAUGGUGCAGAGGGGCAGACAGGAGGCGAGAAGCGGAAGGCAGCUGCCCCUGCCAAGCCGUUAGGCCUGGGUGGGGUCCGGCGUCGCUUUGAGCGCGGCCAGAAGCUCUCCAUGGUCACAGCCUAUGACUUCCCCUCGGGCCGCUUUGCCCGGCAAGCGGGCGUGGAGCUGGUAUUGGUGGGUGACAGUCUUGGCAAUUGUCGGCUGGGCCUGUCAGACACGGUGGGUGUCACCAUGGAGGACAUGCUGCGGGCAACCCAAGCAGUACGGCGUGGUGUGGAUGCUACUGGCAAUGCCACGUCACCAAAGCCGCUGGUGAUUGGGGAUAUGCCUUUCGGCUCAUACUUGACGAUGGAGGACGCGCUUCGGAAUGCAGCUGCCUUUCGGGUCGCAGGCGCUGAUGUUGUCAAGCUGGAAGGUGGCGGCCACCUCGCGCCGGUUGUAAAAGCGCUGACCAAUGCGGGGAUUGCUGUCAUGAGCCACAUUGGGCUUGAGCCCCAACGGGCCUUACUUCAAGGAGGUUUUCGCUUGCAAGGCACUUCGGCCGCGAGUGCAAUGGACAUUAUCGCAGAUGCAAAGGAGUUAAACGGCGCCGGAGCGGUGCUGCUGGUGGUCGAGAUGGUACCAGAGGAGGUGGGAACAGCUGUACAGGCUUCCGUCUCCUGUCCGGUGAUUGGAAUUGGUGCUGGCGGCAAAGUCGCUGGCCAGGUCUUAGUGUGCGAUGAUAUGCUUGGCAUGCAUGGUCGACCACCCUCCUUUGCCAAGAUGUUUGUUGACGUGGGCCGAGCUUCCACGGAGGCCUAUGAGAACUACGUGAAAGAGGUCCGGAGUGGACAGUUUCCUGGAGACAAGUAUUCCCGACACAUGCCAGCAGAGGAGCUCCAAAAGCUGCAACAGCUGUUGCCACAGGUGCAGUUGCAAGACACUGUGCAGGAGUCGGCAGAUUCACCUGUUGUUAAUGGCCAUACUGCCUCCUCCUCUCGUUCGCAGAGCACCUCAGGAAGCUUCGGCUUUGAGCUUUUGCAAGGGCGUUUGCUGCCUGUGCAACGUCACAGCGCUGGGGUUCGCCUCGCCGGUCUCGCCGGCGCCCGUGGCAUCUCACAGGCAGCUGGCACCAGCACAGGCACAAGGACAGAGCCUCAGCGAUUGUGUUCCAAUGCUGAACUGAUCGCAUGGAGGCGCAAAGUUGCCGAGCAAGGGCGUCGGGUUGCGUUUGUUCCCACCAUGGGAAACCUCCACGAGGGUCACUUGGAGCUCAUCGAUGCCGCCAAGCAACGAGCUGAUGAGGCGAUUGUGUCAAUCUUCGUGAAUCCAUCGCAAUUCGCGUCUCAUGAGGACUUGGAUACAUACCCGCGCACCCUCGAGGAGGACAUGCAGAAGCUGCGUGAGCGAGGGGCCACGGCGCUGUUCACGCCUUUCGCCAAUGAGCUGUAUCCAACUGGAAUUCCUGGUGGCACCAUGGUAGUGCCUCAUUUUGUAGAGGGCAAGAGCGAGGCAGCUGAUCGCCCUCAUUUUUUCUCUGGUGUUGCAACAGUUUGUCUGAAGUUUUUCAACCUUCUUCAGCCUGAUGUAGCUAUCUUUGGGCAAAAAGAUGCCAUGCAAUGUGUGGUCAUCGCAAGAAUGUUGGAGGACUUGAUGCUUGAUCAUCGAAUCGCUUUGCACGUGGUGCCCACAUCACGUGAAUUUGACGGGGUGGCUCGUUCUUCCCGAAAUUCGUAUCUCUCGCCAAGCAUGCGCCAGAAGGCGCCUGCGAUUUACAAGGCCUUGUGUGCCGCGACCAGCGCUGCGGGCGCAUCUCCUGGAUCGGUUCGCUCCUCGGUGCGGCGAGAGCUGGAAAGCCAGGAGCUUGAGGUAAGCUACAUCUCUGUGGCAGACACCCGUUUCAUGAACGAGAAAGCUGAUGAGGCUGAUUUGAGCAACUCCGUGGUAAGCAUUUGCUGCGUGAUGAAGGAAGAGGGCCAUCGCACCUGUCGCUUGUUGGACAAUGUCCUGGUACCAGCGCGAUGA